This is a messenger RNA of Australozyma saopauloensis, 2139 nucleotides long. RefSeq names its product amino acid transporter (gene AGC1). Lineage: Eukaryota; Fungi; Ascomycota; Pichiomycetes; Serinales; Metschnikowiaceae. Bases 1 to 2139 code for a protein of 712 amino acids. Gene Ontology annotation, biological process: L-glutamate transmembrane transport; malate-aspartate shuttle; aspartate transmembrane transport. The transcript has a single exon. Gene Ontology annotation, molecular function: L-aspartate transmembrane transporter activity; L-glutamate transmembrane transporter activity; calcium ion binding. The record is from RefSeq and is a predicted model, not a curated record.
AUGUCCACUGAUCUAAAAGCCAGCGAAUUGUUUGGCCAGUUCGCUCUGGUCAACAAUGAAACCAAUGAGAAAUUUCUCUCGUUGCCAAGCUUCACUUCGUUGUUGUCGCCUUUUCCAAGCGACUUGCCCAAGGAAGCCUACGCGUUACUCUACCUCAUGGCCGACAAAGACAAGAAGGGCUACGUCAAUGAGAAAGAUUUCGUUUCCUUUCUCGGCAACUUGACUGACACCGAUGGUGUCUUCAAAGUUGUGUUCCAGUUGAUUGGUGACGGCGAUAAGAAGGUUUCAUAUGCUGCAUGUGUCGAGGCACUCAACAAGUUGAACAAAUCAAUCGACCCAGAAUACCAUAUGAAGAGUAGAAAGUUGAAUUGGGCUUAUUUGGAACGCUUCUUUGCUCCAAAUGGUGAGAUCGACUUCUUGGACUUCAUCUCCUUGAUCAACAACUUGCCAAUGACCAAGUUGAUUGGUGGAUUUGAAGUUCUCUCGGGUAGAUCCGCUGUCAUCAGUAAAGAUGACAUGACCCAUCUUCUCUCGACUAACUUGGGACACAAGUUGUCCAUCAAGUUGAAGAAGAACUUGAACACUUUACCUGAGUUUUUCAAUAAGGAUCAGUUCACGUUGGCAAAUGUUUUGAUGGUGUACAACUGCUUGAACAAAGUGGAUUUGAUUAACGAAGUUAUCGCUAAUACCCCACCAACUCAGAAGGAUAAGUCCGAUAUUUUGAUCAACAAAAAGGAUUUACACGACCACUUGAACCACCACUUGCUUAAAUCAUCCAACUUCCGUCCUAUCACCACCCCAGAAUUGGACAUGUUGUUCUUUUUAAUCGACCGGAACGAGGAGUCGAUCCCCAGAAGAGAAUUGAUCUCCUUCUUGAACCCAAACUACCUCAACAAUGUUCCAACUUUAUAUUCCAUGUUCGAGCAUCCAGCUGCCCAGCCAGUGAAGGACGAUAACUUCUCCUUGUGGCCUAUCUUUGACUCAUUGUAUUCGUUUUUCUUGGGGUCCAUCGCCGGAUGCGUGGGUGCUACCGCAGUGUACCCUAUCGAUUUGGUGAAAACAAGAAUGCAGGCACAGAAGCACAAAGCCCUUUAUGACAACUCUUUGGAUUGUUUCAGAAAAAUCAUCAAACUGGAGGGUUUGAAGGGUUUGUACUCCGGUUUGGGUGCACAAUUGGUUGGUGUCGCACCUGAAAAAGCUAUCAAAUUGACUGUGAAUGAUUUGAUUCGUCGUAUUGGUACCAAUGACGAUGGCUCCAUUACCAUGCCAUGGGAAAUUCUUGCGGGAUCCACAGCUGGUGGUUGUCAAGUCAUUUUCACUAAUCCUUUGGAAAUUGUCAAGAUUAGAUUGCAAAUGCAGGGUGGUGCUACCUCCAAGAGCUUGAGCCCCGGUGAGAUUCCACACAAGAGAUUGACUGCAGGCCAAAUCAUCAAGCAGUUGGGACUCAAAGGUUUGUAUAAGGGUGCCAGCGCUUGUUUGUUGAGAGAUGUUCCAUUUUCUGCAAUCUACUUCCCAACAUACGCUAACAUCAAACUUCAUUUGUUCAAUUUUGAUCCUCACGACCCAACUAAGAAACACUCUCUCAGUACCUGGCAACUAUUGGUAUCUGGUGCUAUGGCUGGUGCCCCUGCUGCAUUCUUUACUACUCCAGCCGACGUUAUCAAGACCAGAUUACAGGUUGAGGCAAAGAAGGGUGAUGUCAAGUAUAGAGGCAUUGCUCAUGCUUUCAGCCAUAUUUUGAAAGAGGAGGGAAUCUCUGCAUUUUUCAAGGGUUCGAUUGCCAGAGUUUUUAGAUCUUCUCCUCAAUUUGGUUUCACUUUGGCUUCUUACGAGCUUUUGCAAAGAUUGUUUCCUUUGCAUCCUCCAAAUACUAGAGAAUCCAACUUCAAGGCUAUCAGUGGAUACCCAGGUGUUUACAAUUUGACAAAUGACCAAGUGUACAACACCGACCCCAGGGUGUUCUACUUGAACGGAGACCAAUUCAAGCAAGCUGAUAAAAAGCCUUUAUCAAAUGCAUUGAUCACUUUGCCAGCAGACUACGUUUACCGUUCUGCAGAUGCCGUCAAGUUAUUGAUGGAUAUCGACUACAAAUUUGGUAACUUUGACUACGGUGCCUACAAAACUUACGUUAAAAAAUAG